CAGUGAUUGUCGUUGGCUGUGGCUAAGCGCAAUUGGCAUCUAAAUCCACCACCGGGUCUCAACCGGACUGCACCUAGCCACUGCCGACUACCGCCGUCAAACCGCCUACCAUGGCAACGCAACCACCGCAAGCGCAGCAGCCUCAACAGGCACGACCCCAACAAGCCCAGAACCCGCCCGAGACGAAACUGCUCUGGAACCCCGACAACGUCAAGGACGUAGCCGAAUCGGUCGGCAUCUCCGUCCUGGGCGACGACGCCCUGCGCGUCCUGACCCAGGACGCCGAGUACCGCAUCGGCCAAGUCGUCGUCGAGGCCCUCCGCUUCAUGCGCGCCGCCCGCCGCACCACCCUCCUCAUCGCCGACCUCUCCCAAGCCCUGCGCGUGCUCGACGUCGAACCCCUCUACGGCUACGACUCCACCCGGCCCCUGCGCUACGGCGAGGCCAGCCUGGGCCCCGGCCAGCCCCUCUUCUACAUCGAGGACGAGGAGGUCGACUUUGAGAAGCUCAUCAACGCGCCCCUGCCCCGCGUGCCCCGCGACAUGAACUUCACCGCCCACUGGCUCGCCGUCGAGGGCGUCCAGCCCGCCAUCCCCCAGAACCCGUCCACCUCCUCUUCCUCGGGCCCCGAUGCCUCUGGCCGUUCUCACGACCAUCUCCUGCCCAAAGGUCCCGGCGCCAACCCGGCCGCCGCCGCCCUGGCCGGUCUCGACAACGUCACCGUCCGCCCGGCCGUCAAGCACGUCGUCUCGAACGAGCUCGUCCUCUAUUUCGACAAGGUCCAGGAGGCCCUGAUGGAAGAUAACCCGGACGAAGAAGUCGUCCGCCUCCGCCACGCCGCCCUCGACUCCGUCCGCGCCGACCCGGGCCUGCACCAGCUCGUCCCCUACUUCGUCAACCUCAUCUGCAACAACGUCACCCACCGCCUCGACGACACCUUCGUCCUCCUCCGCUCCAUGGAGCUCGCCGAAGCCCUCGUCCGCAACCCGCACCUCUUCCUCGACCCGUACGCCAACGCCCUCGCCGCCCCCGUCCUGACCUGCCUCCUCUCCCGCCGCGUGGGCUCCGACGACGACCCCGACGCCCCGCGCGACCAGUACCUCCUCCGCGAGUUCUCCGCCUCGCUCCUCGGCCUCAUCGCCCGCCGCUACGCCGCCUCCAACCACCUGCUGCGCCCCAAGCUGGUGCGCACCUGCCUCAAGUACUUCAUGGACCCGGACAAACCGCCCGCCAGCCACUUCGGCGCCAUCACCGGCCUCGCUGCCGCCGGUGGUCCCGAGGCCGUCCGCAUUCUCGUCGUCAAGUACCUGCGCCCUUAUAGCGACGAGAUCCUCCAGCGCGUGCGCGACAGGAACGAGGCCAAUGGCUUGCAUUUCGAGGCACUCACCGGUGCCAUUGUCAAGGCCAUCGCCGCUAUCGCCGAGGAGGAAGGCUCGUCGUCUGAGAAGACCAAGAGCCCUGGCCCUGUCAAUGGUGAAGGUAUAACCGCCGCGGAUCGUGCCCAGCUGGUCGAGUUUAUCGGUCCCAUUCUCGGCACUCGGAUCGCCCAGCUCGGUAACAAGAGGUUGGUCGAACAAGUCCUCGAUGUGCGGAACAUCCAGUGAGACGGGGGUUUUUCCUUUAUCUUUUUACGUCUGUUUCAUCUCUGUUGCAUCGUUGGUAUGAUUUUAUUUCCUCCAUCAGAGAGGUGUACCGGUAGCGUUCUUAUGUAAUACCCGGGCUGGGACAUGGGAACAAAGCGGGCGUUGAUG
Messenger RNA from Sodiomyces alkalinus F11, 1751 nucleotides. Its product is annotated as DUF1546-domain-containing protein. Lineage: Eukaryota; Fungi; Ascomycota; Sordariomycetes; Glomerellales; Plectosphaerellaceae. The transcript is spliced from 2 exons. The record is from RefSeq and is a predicted model, not a curated record. Bases 111 to 1604 code for a protein of 497 amino acids. Gene Ontology annotation, cellular component: transcription factor TFIID complex; SLIK (SAGA-like) complex; SAGA complex. Gene Ontology annotation, biological process: RNA polymerase II preinitiation complex assembly; transcription initiation at RNA polymerase II promoter. Gene Ontology annotation, molecular function: RNA polymerase II general transcription initiation factor activity; transcription coactivator activity; protein heterodimerization activity.